AGUCUAUCUACUACUAUGCUUGGACGAAACAGUCUCGAAGCUUUCAUUCAGUUUCUCCAAUGUCUCAAUGCGUGCGCUGUCAAUAGUGAUAUCUCCCUGAGCUUUCACUGUCUUUACCCAUGAGACAUACACGCCCACAAUAAUCUAAUCACUGAAUAUAGUCCAACCAAGUUAAGAACCCCUCUUCGCACAUAUGAUCCCAAAUCCCUCUCGUUGCCUUCUUUCUCCUGCUCCUACUCAACAUCACUAUGUCCAUCACGCACGAGCGCGAUAUCAACGGCCUAGCCACCCUCUCCGUCAUCGCCAAAGAAGAACAGUGUCAUAGCGAGCUCUCUUUCUGCAUCCCAACAUCACUCGCAUUCGCAAAGCGUUUGACAUGGGAGCAAACCCCUUGGAUUUCAAAUAACCUGAAUCGCAGGUCCGUGAACCCGAUAGGCGAGGCUGACGCGUAUCGCAUUGCUCAAUAUUUAAUUUCACAUGGUCACGAUGUGACGCAGAGAAAUGUCCAGCGUGCGCUGCUUUUUGGAAGCACAUACACACCCACCUCAGAAGGAGACAAUAUGUCAGAAGAUAUUGGCAUGAACCCCCAUCUCUUCCUCAUCUUUCCAAACGCUUCCAUGGUUCCUUACCUCGACAAGCAGUUCCUCAAGAUCUGGCACGACGAAAUCGUAAAACCGGCGUUCGACCGAGCGUGGAAAGACUCCGGGCUCACACUGGUUCAUGGCGUUUCUUUGGACACCCCCACCCGCAUCCUACCUCCAACUGGUGUGCGUACGGAGCGCGAUGCAUAUCCAGUGUCCGGUUUUCUUGAGCGUUUGCGCAAUGGGAAUCCAGGUGCAGUGCGAGACUACUGGCCCGCCUGGAGAGAUAGCGAGUGGCACCUCGGGCUUGAGGGAAAGUAUACGAAUACUCGGACUCGCAUCUAUCACGAAGCUUGGAGCGCUAUAAAAGGCAUGCUAAAGGAUCAUCCGCAGAUGUCUUCGUAUCAGAAUCCGAUCUUACUGGCCGUUUCGAGGAUGCAGAUACAUGUUAACACACGGUUGAGCACCAAUUAUAAGUUCAAGUGCGUAGCGCAGGAGUGGGAUCGGCUUGUAGACUCGCGUUUCGUCAAGCCGGCGUCUUUCCAGGUCGUCUUUGAGACGGUCAUUGGCACAACGCCAGGGAGUGUUGUGGAGGAUAAGCCCGUAGUGACGACUUUCAUCGCGGAUGAGAAGGGCAAGCAAAUCAAAAGACUGGCAGAUUGCGAGGAAGAUGAAGGCGAGGAUGCGCAUCGUAGCAAGCGUAUGAUGAUGUCGAUUGCCGGUGGCUAUAUUUCAGACGCAUAGGCUCGUUCCGGUGCGUGACCUUGGCCAGAUGAG
Alternaria alternata is the source of this 1358-nucleotide messenger RNA. RefSeq lists its product as hypothetical. The record is from RefSeq and is a predicted model, not a curated record. NCBI's taxonomy places the organism in Eukaryota, Fungi, Ascomycota, Dothideomycetes, Pleosporales, Pleosporaceae. The transcript has a single exon. Bases 249 to 1325 code for a protein of 358 amino acids.